AUGGGUAUUCCAUCCUCAUUACCCACAAACCCUAACCCCAGCCCCAGUCCGCCAUUACCUCAGUCACCGCCACCACAAACGUCGCCAUUACCUCAAUCGCCACCACCUCAAUCACCGCCACCACCUCAAUCACCGCCACCACCCCCAAGCCAAAUACCACCUCUCAUUCCACUGACUCCCCUCUCGCCGCAAUCCGAGCCACAACAUGAAACACCAAUUCCCGACUCCCAUUCCCCAGAACCAGCGCCUGAACCUGUGCCUACUCAAACGAAAACCCAAGGCAAAACAAAAAAGGCUUCAAGUAAACCUAAGAAAACCCCUGUCGAAAAACGGAAACGAGUACCCUCUGUUCCUUUCGACCUGAAUUCACCACCUCAGCCGUCCUCUGAACCAGUUAGCAAAAGGACCAGGUCUUCCUCACAAACUCCAGCACCAGUGACCCAAACACCAAUAACUCAGUCUCCCUUACACUCUCCAGCACCUGCGUCAUCUGCAGAUACUAUAGAGGAGGGAGGGGACACAGUAACAGUAUUGUGGGUGCUGGUGAUUUGUUUCUCUUGUGGUGCAUGA
Messenger RNA from Hevea brasiliensis (rubber tree), 570 nucleotides. RefSeq lists its product as uncharacterized. NCBI's taxonomy places the organism in Eukaryota, Viridiplantae, Streptophyta, Magnoliopsida, Malpighiales, Euphorbiaceae. The transcript is spliced from 2 exons. The coding region runs from base 1 to 570 and encodes 189 amino acids. The record is from RefSeq and is a predicted model, not a curated record.